CACUCUAUUUUCCUUCCGUUACUAACACCAAGCAAACAGUAGAAGCGUUUCAAACGCGUGAUUACAAUCUCCAUUUCAAAAUCACCAAAAUCAUCAAAAUCAAAAUUCUCCACACACCGCAACGCAACGCAACACUAAAAAAAGACGCACAGUACACACCGAUUUCGAAUCUCCACCUCUCCAAUCAAACCGUUACAUUCCAAAACCCUAACUAGGGUUCCACUUUCUCCACCGAUCCAAUCAAUCAUGGUGGACGACACCGUCACAUCUCCUCCUCAUCCUCCCUCAUCCUCCUCCCCCGUCCCCCUCGGUUCCGGCGUGAUCUCUUUGGUUAACCGACUUCAAGACAUUUUCUCCCGCGUCGGAAGCCAAUCGGCUAUCAACCUACCUCAAGUCGCGGUUGUCGGAAGUCAGAGUAGCGGCAAGUCUAGCGUUCUUGAAGCUCUCGUCGGCCGUGACUUCCUUCCGAGGGGUAACGAAAUCUGUACUCGUAGACCUCUUGUUCUUCAGCUCGUUCGGAGUUCUGAACCGGCAGAUGAAUACGGCGAGUUUCUCCAUUUGUCCGGGAAGACGUUUUAUGAUUUCUCGGAUAUUCGUAGGGAGAUUCAGGCUGAAACUGAUAGGGAAGCGGGAGAAAACAAGGGCGUCUCAGACAGGCAGAUUCGUUUGAAGAUUGUGUCACCAAAUGUUUUGGACAUGACACUUGUAGAUCUCCCAGGUAUUACAAAGGUUCCUGUUGGCGAUCAGCCUUCUGAUAUUGAAGCCCGGAUCAGAACAAUGAUCAUGUCAUAUAUCAAAGAGCCCUCCUGUCUUAUUCUAGCUGUCACACCGGCAAAUUCAGACUUGGCUAAUUCAGAUGCUCUUCAGAUGGCAGGAGUGGCUGAUCCCGAGGGUAAUAGAACGAUCGGUGUAAUCACAAAGUUGGAUAUCAUGGACAGAGGUACUGAUGCCCGAAAUCUGUUACAAGGAAAAGUUAUUCCCCUCCGACUUGGCUAUGUUGGCGUUGUAAAUCGUAGUCAGGAGGAUAUUCAAAUGAACCGGAGUAUAAAAGAUGCUCUUGUUGCUGAAGAGAAAUUUUUCCGCAGCCGUCCUGUAUACAACGGUCUAGCGGAUAGUUGUGGUAUACCUCAACUAGCAAAGAAGUUAAACCAGAUUCUAGCACAACAUAUCAAAGCUGUGCUACCUGGGCUGAGAGCACAUAUAAGCACUAACCUAGUUACUGUUGCAAAGGAGCAUGCGAGCUAUGGAGAAAUCACAGAGUCUAAGGCUGGUCAGGGCGCUCUUCUCCUGAACAUUCUUUCAAAAUAUUGUGAAGCAUUCUCCUCCAUGAUUGAGGGAAAGAAUGAGGAGAUGUCUACAUCCGAGUUAUCCGGCGGGGCACGAAUUCAUUAUAUUUUUCAAUCCAUCUUUGUCAGGAGUUUAGAGGAGGUAGAUCCAUGUGAAGGCUUGACUGAUGAUGAUAUUCGUACUGCCAUACAAAACGCAACUGGGCCAAGAUCAGCAUUGUUUGUACCAGAAGUACCAUUUGAAGUCCUUGUGCGAAGGCAAAUCUCUCGUCUAUUGGAUCCAAGUCUUCAGUGUGCGAGAUUUAUAUAUGAUGAAUUAAUUAAGAUGAGCCAUCGCUGUAUGGUGACUGAACUGCAGCGGUUCCCUUUCUUAAGGAAGCGCAUGGAUGAAGUUAUAGGAAACUUUUUACGGGAAGGCCUUGAACCAUCAGAGAACAUGAUUGCUCACAUAAUGGAGAUGGAGAUGGACUACAUAAAUACUUCACACCCAAAUUUUAUUGGUGGAAGUAAGGCAUUAGAAUUUGCAGUGCAACAGACCAAAUCUUCUAGGGCUGCCUUAUCAGUUUCUAGACCAAAGGAUGCUUUGGAAUCUGAUAAGGGACCAGCCUCUGAAAGAAGUGUGAAGUCACGGGCUAUUCUUGCUAGACAAGCUAAUGGAGUUGCUGAUUCGGCUGUCCGUACUGUAUCAGACGCCGAAAAAGUUGCAGCUUCUGGAAACAUUGGUGGUGGAUCAAGUUGGGGUAUCUCAUCCAUUUUUGGUGGAGGUGGUGAUAAGUCUGUGAAGGAGAGUGCUGCUAGUAAACAACAAGCUGAACCAUUUCAUAGCAUGGAACAAUCAUUUUCUAUGAUCCAUUUGACUGAGCCACCUCCUAUCUUGAGGCCUUCCGAUACUAAUUCAGAGACGGAAACUGUUGAAAUUACAGUCACAAAGUUGCUUUUGAAAUCGUACUAUGACAUUGUCAGGAAAAACAUUGAGGAUCUCAUCCCCAAAGCAAUUAUGCACUUCUUGGUAAACAACACCAAGAGAGAGCUACACAAUGUAUUCAUUAAAAAGCUAUACAGAGAUAACCUGUUUGAAGAGAUGUUGCAAGAACCUGAUGAGGUAGCCUUGAAAAGAAAGCGUUGUAGAGAACUUCUCCGAGCUUAUCAGCAAGCAUUUAAGGACUUGGAGGAGCUGCCCAUGGAAGCUGAAACAGUUGAAAGAGGAUACAGUUUACCUGAUACAAAUGGUUUGCCCAAAAUUCAUGGACUACCAACGUCAUCGAUGUAUUCAUCAAGUAAUAUUGGAGAUUAUUAUGGAGCUUCUCCUAAGCACCAUAAAUCAAAAAGGUCUUCUCAUUCUGGGGAACUUCAAUCUCCAUUUUAUGCUAAUGCAGAUUCCAACGGAAAUGGAAAACAAUCCGCCUCAGGUUUUUAUCCCACGCUUGAUACAUAGGCUAUAGCUAAACAUGCUCACUGGUCAAGUAGUUUAAUUCAAGGUGUGUUAUUCAUUUGAUUAGUUUGUAACAUUUGGGAUUUGGAGUUCUGCCUUCCAGAGCUGGAAUGCACGAACCUAAUGUUUUCUGACUAAGAUGGUCUUGAAUGUCGGUCAAGGCUUGGUUAACACAAGUUCACCUUUUGUUCUCAUAUAAGUUUGGCAUUAUUAAAAAGCUCCAGUAACAAUAAUAGGAGAGGUGAUCUUUCACAUUUUUGAGAAUCGGCUUUCUGUAUAUGAAUAUGAUGACCUUUUUUCUUUCUUUCGUUAGUUAGGUAUUGUCUUUAGCAAUUAUGCAGAUUUGCAAUUUGUUUGCAGUAAAAGCAGGACGUUAUUUGCUAUGUGAAAUGGUUUGCAAGUAGUGGUUUUCCCAUUGAUUGUUAUUGCAAUAUAUAUACAAGUUAUUCUUUAAUGCUAUGUUGAUUUGAUCUUUGCAAUGGUUGAAGUUGAAUUGUGAUA
Molecule: messenger RNA, 3219 nt
Organism: Vicia villosa (hairy vetch)
Lineage: Eukaryota; Viridiplantae; Streptophyta; Magnoliopsida; Fabales; Fabaceae
Product: dynamin-related protein 3A-like
Exons: 20
Coding region: 247-2721 (824 amino acids)
Biological process (GO): peroxisome fission; mitochondrial fission
Cellular component (GO): membrane; mitochondrion; microtubule
Molecular function (GO): microtubule binding; GTP binding; GTPase activity
Source: RefSeq, a predicted model, not a curated record